AGAUGGCGACGUCGACCAGGAAGUAGGUAAACAACCGUACAGGGGUAGAAAAAUAUGGAUUAACCCCUCCAAUCCGCCCUUACCGAUCAAGAAAACCCCAGAUUGAGUGGUCGUUAGUGCUCGUGGAGGGGUUUCGCGUACAGGGGGGUUUAAUUAACGCGCGAGAUGGCUGGAGAAUGACAGGGCUUUGACACGUGACCAUGUUUCUGCUCGGAGCCUGAUGCCCACUCUUGCCACGUCUGUUGUCAUGGAAACGGAGGACUAUCUGCACCCCGAGGGCCCUCAGCUGGGGAGCCCAAAGUUCAGCGCUCCCAGUCCUCCUCUCACAAGUUCCAUGGAGAGUCAGCUGUGUCCGUCGAACUCAUGGACGUACCCACAGCAAACUCAAUACAACCAGCACUAUCCUAUGCAAUCUGGGAGGCAGCUCCAGCCGAACCCGUCCUCGGGUCUGGACCUGUCUGACAUAGACUUUCACGACCUUGUGCAGAACGGAGAUUUCUCCCAGGAUCUGUGCAUAGACGAGCUGUCCAACACAUUGCUGUUCUCCUCGCCAUCUGAUUCUCUGUCGGAGUAUCCAGACCCUUCAAGAUUUGGCAGCGAUAGCCUGGCACAGAGACCCGCUGAGGGCCCCGCGCCACAGAUGUACUGGGAUUUACCUGAACACAGUCAGAGACAGCAGAACCUGAGGGCGUUUCCUGGUAGGUUGGAUCCACCUAUCCUGUCUGCGUCGGUCGCAGGAUUUAAGGCUGCUGCUCCUCCGCCGCCACUGGAGGAAGAGGAGGAGGCAGAUGAGGAAGAGACGGAGGAUUUGGGGCAUGCGGACACGUACGCCGAAUACAAGCCAUCCAAAUCUACUAUAGGAGUCUCUCACCCUGACAUCGUGGUGGAGACCAACACACUGUCCAGCGUUCCUCCUCCUGACAUCACCUACACACUGUCCAUUCCCCCCAGCAGCAUUAGCUCCGGCCUGCUGUCCGCCCUGCAGCUGGAGGCCAUCAUCUACGCCUGCCAGCAACACGAGGUGAUUCUUCAGAACGGUCAGCGAGCAGGGUUUCUGAUCGGAGACGGAGCCGGCGUCGGGAAGGGCCGCACGGUGGCCGGAAUCAUACUGGAGAGUUUCUUAAAGGGACGGAAGAGAGCACUAUGGUUCAGUGUGUCAAAUGACCUGAAGUACGAUGCUGAGAGAGAUCUCAGAGACAUAGACGCUCCCAACAUCCCUGUGUUUGCUUUAAAUAAGAUUAAAUACGGAGAUAUGGCUACCUCAGAGGGCGUUUUAUUCGCCACAUACUCAGCGCUGAUUGGAGAGAGCCAGGCCGGCGGGCAGCACCGCACCAGACUCAAACAGAUCCUGGACUGGUGCAAACCCAACUUCGAUGGAGUCAUUGUGUUUGACGAGUGCCAUAAGGCUAAAAAUGCGACCUCCACCAAGAUGGGUAAAGCUGUCCUGGACUUGCAGAACAAACUGCCCCGGGCGAGAGUUGUGUAUGCUAGUGCCACAGGUGCUUCGGAGCCAAAGAAUAUGAUAUACAUGAGCCGACUGGGGAUCUGGGGGCAAGGAACACCAUUCAAGACGUUUGACGACUUCCUGCAUGCUAUUGAGAAGAGGGGUGUUGGUGCCAUGGAGAUUGUUGCCAUGGAUAUGAAAGUGAGUGGCAUGUAUAUUGCACGCCAGCUGAGCUUUUCCGGAGUGUCCUUCCGUAUAGAGGAGAUUACACUGGACAAAGACUUCAAACUGGUCUACAACAAAGCAGCUAGACUGUGGGCCGAGGCUCUUGAGCUGUUCACCACAGCUGCGAAGACGUUGGGUAUGGCCUCCCGUAAGUCUCUGUGGGGUCAGUUCUGGUCGUCACACCAGAGGUUUUUUAAGUACCUGUGCAUCGCCGCUAAAGUCCGUCGUCUGGUUGAACUCGCUCAUACUGAGAUGCAGCACGGCAAGUGCAUCGUGAUUGGCCUGCAGUCCACUGGAGAGGCUCGUACUCGAGAGGUCCUGGACGAGAACGACGGACGCCUGGACAGAUUCGUCUCCGCUGCUGAGGGGGUUUUCCAGUCAUUAGUUCAGAAACACUUCCCAACACAGAAACCUAAAAGAGAGAAAAGCGCCGCAAGCAAGAGGAAACGAAAACCCAGAGGCCGGGCUACAAAAUUUCCAAAGCACCGUGUGGAAGUGGGCGGGGUUAUUAAAAUCAGUGAUGAUUCAGACUCCGACUCGGAUGAGAUCGACAGCGACUCUGACUCCUCCCCUGAAUCGCUACAGGACAGUGACGAUGUGAUUUUCUUGAACCACAUCAACGGGCCUGCUGCUAAACUAGAAGAACUCAAGCAGGGGCUGCUGGGUAAAAUAGCAGAGCUGGGGAAAGAGCUUCCGCUUAACACUCUUGACGAGCUGAUUGACAGGUUUGGAGGACCAGAGAAGGUGUCUGAGAUGACGGGCCGUAAGGGACGUGUAGUGCGGCGUCCUGAUGGCAGCGUUCGAUAUGAGACCAGAGCGGAGCAGGGCUUGACCAUCGACCACGUCAACGUCAGAGAGAAAGAGCGGUUCAUGAACGGAGAGAAGCUGAUAGCCAUCAUCUCUGAAGCGGCCAGUUCGGGCAUCUCUCUACAGGCGGAUAAACGCGUGCAGAACCGCAGGAGAAGAGUUCACAUGACUUUAGAGUUGCCGUGGAGCGCAGACCGUGCCAUCCAGCAGUUCGGUCGAACGCAUCGCUCAAAUCAGGUUACAGCUCCAGAGUAUAUCUUCCUCAUCUCUGAACUGGCUGGAGAGAGACGCUUCGCCUCGAUCGUUGCCAAGAGAUUGGAGAGCCUGGGGGCGCUGACACACGGGGACCGACGAGCCACUGAAUCCAGAGACCUGAGCCAGUACAACUUUGAGAACAAAUACGGCACCAAAGCGUUGGAUAAGAUCACUAAAGCCAUCCUCAGGCAAAUCGACAACAAAGUCCUUCCACCGAAGAGCUACCCAGGAGGGGACAUCAUAUUCUUCAAAGAUAUGAAGAAUGGCAUGAUUGAUGUGGGAAUCUUCUGUAAGGAGCCGCGUCCAAGUCAGAAUACAGAGAAAGACUGCACCAUCACUAAGUUUCUGAACCGUAUUUUGGGUAUGGAGGUCCAUCAUCAGAACUCUCUGUUCCAGUAUUUCACCGAUAACUUCGACUACCUGAUCAACAAGGAUAAAAAAGAGGGAAAAUAUGACAUGGGAAUAUUGGAUCUUGCUCCUGGUAAUGAUGAGAUUCACGAGGAAACACAGGAGAAGUUUCUAACUCCAGGAAACCCUCAGGAGGGCCAGGUCAUCCUCUAUAAGAUCAGUGUGGAUCGCGGGAUGCCCUGGGAAGAGGCCUGCAGUAAAGCAGAGAAACUCACUGGAGAAUUUGAAGGUUUUUACCUCUCAAACAAGCUGCGCGGGAAUCAGCCGUGUGUCCUGCUCGCCGAACAGGGUCGGGGUCGUAAUCUCAUCCUGUUUAAGCCCAACAUCGGCAAACAGGCUCAUCCUGAGAACCUGGACAACCUGCUCCUGAGAUACUACAAGGUGACACCUGAUGAAGCAAAGGAUUUCUGGGAGAGUCAGUUUGUCUUUUCUUUCACCAACUGCACACAUGCCAACUGGAAUGGUAAGUGUAAGCUGAUCGAGCAGGGCCAGGAGUGUUUUCUGGGGAUGCGUCUCAGGCAGUAUCACAUGUUGUGCGGCGCGCUGCUGAGGGUCUGGAAACGAGUGUCUGACAUCGUCUCGGACAUCACCAACUCCAGCAUCCUGCAGAUCGUACGGCUCAAAACCAAACAGAACAGCAAGCAAGUUGGUAUAAAAAUCCCAGAGAACUGCGUGUCCCGCGUGCGCGCUGAGCUAUCUCGGAUGGACGAGGAGGUGAAGAAAGCGCGGCGGGAGAGAGAGCAGUUAGCAAAUGAGCAGCGUAUGCGCCAAGAGAUGCUGGCCAAGAUGAUCAUCGCAAACCCUCCCCUCUCCCUUCAGAACCACCUUCACUACCCACGAUCCCUUCUGCCGCCUGCGGCGAAGCCAAAGAGCGAAGCCGUCAGCGAGGUCUUGGAUCUUACCAUCAGCCCCUGCCCAUCGCCGGACAUCAAAACGCCUGUGCCAGACCUAAACGGCGUGUCCCUACACGGAGGCAUGCUAGGCGCGAGAGGACGCCCGUGCGCGGUUGUUCCCGAGACAUACAACUUGGAAGAUUUGAUCUCCCAGGAGCAGCAGAGACACAGGCAGGUGGCGUUGAACCCGAACGUGCGCAUGUCGUCGUCGCAUGCCACUUUGAACGUCCCGCAGCAGCACGUUCACACACUAAAGCAGAAUCAUUCGUCGUUUGGGGUGCUAACACAGCAGCAGCAGCAGAGCGGCUCACGCGCACAACCGCCCGAGCAGUACCGCGUGCUUCUGUCGCAGCUGCAGCGAGGGCAAGACACAUCGCUCGUGCUGCGGCUUCUCACGCAAAUGCGACAGCAAAAUGGCGUGUCGCCGCAGUCCUCGCGCACUAUGCUACACCAGAACAGUCAACGCAUGACGCACACUUCGAACGCACACUUGCUCGGCAUGCAUGCGCAGCUGUCGAAACAACAUACGAGCGAACAUGCGCAGUCGCAAUCCCUACCGUCGCAACCCCUGCCAUCGCAACCCCAAGCCAUGCAAUCACAUGUCACUCAGCCUGCUACAGAAAGAACGAACAAUGAGUUUGAUUUCGACGACUUGGACUUCGGUUACCCCUCGCCCGAAUCGCAACAUCAGUACCCGUUCACCUCUCAAGCCCUGCCAUCCUCGACUCCGCCCCCUCCUCCUUACUCCUCCUCCCUCUUUGCGUCAGCGCCUACAAACUCCUCCCUCUCGGACUCUAGCUCCUCCUCCUCACACUUCACGCCAUCGUCCUCUUCCUCCGAACAGACGCAUCUGUUACCAAACGGCCACAGCAGUAUGGACGCCCUGGAGACGCUGGAUCACAUGAUCCACAGAACACCCUCGGAUCACCGCCAGUCCGUCAUCCAGUUCAAAACAAUGGACUGGGACGCCACCUAGAGGCUCAAACAUGCACGGUCAGAAAUUCAUUCUCGGCAAGACUUUUGAGUUCUUUCCCAAGUCAUUCUCAGUCCAUAAGCUAAGAGUUGCGUUCGGUUCGUUGACGAUCAAUGAAGACUUGAAAUCAAAUGGGUUUGCCUUAUUUGAAGCAAUAGGGCUUUUCCACCCACCAUUUCAUCACAGCAGACAUUGAGGUAAAAGAGAUGUUUAUUUAUUAAGAUAUUGGUGUAUACUGUUUCCUGUCCAAGGGAGUUUAUCUUUUCGAAUGAAUGCCUUCUGUUAAAUC
This is a messenger RNA of Sinocyclocheilus anshuiensis, 5294 nucleotides long. It is a transcript of the gene sbno2a, whose product is annotated as strawberry notch homolog 2a. Gene Ontology annotation, cellular component: nucleus. The record is from RefSeq and is a predicted model, not a curated record. Gene Ontology annotation, molecular function: chromatin DNA binding; histone binding. Gene Ontology annotation, biological process: regulation of DNA-templated transcription. Lineage: Eukaryota; Metazoa; Chordata; Actinopteri; Cypriniformes; Cyprinidae. Bases 221 to 5008 code for a protein of 1595 amino acids. The transcript is spliced from 33 exons.